This is a messenger RNA of Gadus morhua (Atlantic cod), 9645 nucleotides long. RefSeq names its product CASK interacting protein 1 (gene caskin1). The coding region runs from base 182 to 5359 and encodes 1725 amino acids. The record is from RefSeq and is a predicted model, not a curated record. NCBI's taxonomy places the organism in Eukaryota, Metazoa, Chordata, Actinopteri, Gadiformes, Gadidae. The transcript is spliced from 26 exons. Gene Ontology annotation, molecular function: protein binding.
ACCCCCACCCCCCCACACGUACGCCAAACCUGAGAGGGCUCAAAGCCUGGCUGUAAUCGGGACUGGAGGUGGGGGUCGAGUGGGAGGUGGAAGGACGCGGUAUUAGUCGCAUCCUCCCUGGGGCAAGGCUCACCGUCUCGGAGGAUGCUGCGGGGAUAGGGCGCAGAUCACUCUGCGCAAGAUGGGGAAGGACCACGAGCUCCUGCAGGCGGUGAAGACGGAGGACCUGCUCACGGUGCAGAAGCUGCUGCAGAGGCCUCGGCCCGGGAAAGCAAAGCUCCUUGGUUCUGCGAAGAAAGUAAACAUUAACUUCCAAGAUACUGAUGGGUUCUCUGCUCUUCACCAUGCUGCUCUCAAUGGGAACCUGGAGCUCAUCUCUCUGCUGCUGGAGUCCCAGGCCGCCGUGGACAUCAGAGACCAGAAAGGCAUGCGGCCACUCCAUUACGCCGCCUGGCAGGGCAAGGCGGAGCCAAUGAAGAUGCUUCUGAAGUCUGGUUCCUCGGUCAAUGGCCAAUCAGAUGAAGGACAGAUCCCGCUCCACCUUGCAGCACAGCACGGACACUACGACGUGUCUGAGAUGCUGCUUCAGCACCAGUCCAACCCCUGCAUCAUGGACAAUGCGGGGAAGACUCCUUUGGACCUGGCCUGCGAGUUUGGCCGCGUUGGGGUGGUCCAGCUACUGCUAAGCAGUAAUAUGUGCGCCGCGCUGCUGGAGCCAAAACCCGGAGAUUCCACCGACCCCAACGGAACGUCCCCACUACACCUGGCUGCCAAGAACGGACACAUAGACAUCAUAAGGCUGCUGAUCCAGGCCGGGAUUGACAUCAACAGACAAACCAAGGCGGGCACUGCGCUGCAUGAAGCAGCACUCUGUGGAAAGACGGAGGCAGUGAGACUCCUGCUGGACAGCGGCAUCAACGCAGCAGUGAGGAACACAUACAGCCAGACUGCCUUGGACAUUGUCUACCAGUUCACUGCUACACAGGCCAGCAGAGAGAUCAAACAGCUGCUCAGAGAUGCGUCAGCAUCUCUUCAGGUUCGGGCGGUGAAGGACUACUGCAACAACUACGACCUGACCAGCCUCAACAUCAAGGCCGGCGACGUCAUCACGGUUCUAGAGCAACAUGCGGACGGCCGCUGGAAGGGCUGUAUCCAUGACAACCGAACAGGAAACGACCGCGUGGGCUACUUCCCGUCCACCAUGGUGGAGGUCAUCAGCAAGAGGACAGGUCUGGCCAGCACAGUCAUUUGCACUCAACAGUUUCAAAAGAUACCACUGGUUCCCCCGGCGACGGUUGCCCCUGCCAACCCGGUAGUCAACGGCAACGAUGCCACGUUCCAUCAGAUCCAUAUCCUGCCUCCGCCACCUCCUCCUCCACCACCACAUUCCCAUCAGCCACUGCUACCACUUUUCACAUCCUUUGGCUAUCACAGGUCGCCCGCGACAACCCCACUGGGAGACACACCCACCACCCCAGGUUGCCGCGGCUCAGAGGCUAGCCCUCAUGGCUCCCCCACCCAGUCCGGGGGGCCCCAUGGCAGCUCCAGCGAGGAGAUCUGGGUACUGCGCAAGUCUGUGGCAGGGGGGGACCGCAGCAGUCUGGGCAGCUCUGGUAGUGUGACCAGUGUGAGGUCAUCGGGGAGCGGCCAGAGUGCUGGCAGCGGGACACACAUACUGCACGCACAGGCUGAGGGAGUCAAGCUCCUUGCCACAGUUCUAUCCCAGUCAGCCAAAGCCAAGGAACACCUGCUGGAGCAGUCUAAGUCAGUGGAGCAGACUUCAGGCUCGGCUGCCUCAUCCCGUACAUCCAGCCAAUCGGGUUGUCCACUCCAUGAAGCCCCACCCUACGAUGCCACAGCAACGAGGAAAGGGGAGGGGCAAGUUGAGGGGAAGAGCUCAGAGGCUGUUGUCCAAUGGCUGAGCGACUUUCAGCUGCAGGUCUACGUUCCAAACUUCCUGGGCGCUGGGUAUGACUUGCCCACCAUUAGCAGAAUGACUCCGGAGGAUUUGACGGCCAUUGGCGUGACCAAGCCGGGACACAGGAAGAAGGUGACCUCAGAGAUAAACAAGCUGAGUGUCACUGAAUGGCUACCAGACCAGAAACCAGCCAGCCUAGGGGAGUGGCUGUCCGCUGUCGGUCUGAGCCAAUACCACCAGGUGCUGGUGCAGAAUGGCUAUGAGAACAUCGACUUCAUAACGGACAUCACCUGGGAGGACCUACAGGAGAUCGGCAUCACCAAGCUGGGUCACCAGAAGAAGCUGAUGCUGGCUGUGAAGAGGCUGGCUGAGUUGCAGCAUGGCUCAGAGGGCCGCGGCUCCUUCAAGAAGAAGCCUCCACCAAUCACACAGCAGCAGGAAGUCAUGUCCAUUGAGAGCCCGCCCCCAGAUGAGGUCAUGUCUCCCAGGAUGACCACCUUCCAGGACAGCGAGCUGAGCACCGAGCUGCAGAGCGCCCUUAUCCAGCCAGGGACCGAGGUCAAGACCCAGCGCAGUCGCACCCUCAGCAAGGAGCACGACGAGGUGCUUGCUGGAGGACCUCCAAAGAAGGAGGCACGGACCAUGAGGCAGCAGAGCAGCACCACCUCCACCAGCUCCUCGUCCUCCUCGGCCGCCCCGCGUGGCAGCGUGUCGUCGCAGGGGAAGCCCCGCCACUCGCACGGCCACUCCCACGCCCACUCCCAGCCCGCGCCCCCCUACACCCCCCCGCACACCCCCACCAAGACCCGCACCUCCUCCUCCUCCUCCACCUCCACCUCCUCCUCCGUCCAGAGCAGCUCCGCCUCCCCGCAGGGCCCCAAGCCCAAGCCGGGGCCCCAGCUCAUCCAGGGGCCCCUGUCGCCGCGGGCCCACCGGCCGCAGUCUCCCACGCACCGCGGCGUGCCCAACGCCCAGCCCCAGGCCAACGCCCACCACCCCCAGCCGCCGGAGGCCCGGUCGGAGCUCCCCCAGAGCCAGGUGCCCGUCCCGCUCCUCUGCCUCCCCCCGGAGGCGGAGCAGGGCGACGCGGGGGGGGCCGGAGAGCCCAGCGCCCUGCAGAAGAAACGCGCCCACAGCCUCAACCGCUACGCCGCCUCGGACGGAGAGUGUGACGAGAGGGCUGGGGGAGGAGGAGGAGGAGGAGGAGGAGGAGGAGGAGGAGGAGGAGGAGGAUUGGAAACGCCCGGGGGUCAGGGCGCAGGGGGAACUAGCGGUGGUGGCGGUGGGGGUGGAGGCGGCGGCGUCGGUGGGGGGAAAUACGCCACGGUGACCCACCGGGUGAGCCGCAGCCACUCGGUGCGCAACCAGGAGAAGAACGUCAACCGCAGCCAAUCGCAGUCCUUCGCCCUGCGGCAGAAGAAGAAGGGGCCGCCCCCUCCGCCGCCCAAGCGCUCCAGCUCGGCCAUCUCCACCUCCAACUCCAACCUGACGGAGGCCCCGCCCACCCACAGCACGGCAGGCGGCCUGCUGGACGUGCCUUACCUUCAGCAGCGCCGCGCCAGCGACCUGGGCGUCUCCGUGGAAACCAACAGCAUGGGAAGCGUGCGGAGCAUCGCCGCCAUGCUGGAGAUGUCCUCCAUAGGGGGCGGGGCCAAGGGCAUGGCGCUGCAGAGGAACUUCCUCCAGGUGGCGCCGGGCGGCAAGAUGCGGGACGCCAUCGGGCUGGACGGCGAGGUGGUGAACCGCCGGCGGACCAUCAGCGGGCCGGUCAGCGAGCUGGUGGCGGCCGCCCGGCGGGACCAGCCCAUGGUCCUCUCCCUCGCCCCCGCCCCCAGCCGCAAGCCCGCUCACACCGCCGCCCCGGAGCAUCACAACGACUGCCCCCGUGUCACGCAGCCCGUCGCUCAGCCCUCGCCCUCUGCCGCCGUCGCCACCGCCGCUUCCCCCUCCUCCUCUUCCACCACCUCCUCGCCGCCCCCGCCCUCGUCCCCCCGGCCCGGCUCGAUCGUGGGCAGCGCCUCCCCCCAGCCAGGCUCCGGCGGGGGCAGCUCGGCGGAGAACAUCCACUUCGCGGAAGAGACGGACAUCACCGUCCGCCGUCCGGGACGAGGAGAGGGAGAGGGACAGUGUUUAUUUUGUGUUUGUCUGCAGGGGGACGACGGCGGCGUCCGCUCCGACGGCGAGGGCGGUCUCCACGGCGACAGCGUCUACACCCAGGAGGACCUGUCCCGGGUGGACGCCACGGCCACCAUGAAGCGCCGGCCGCGCGGCUCCAGGCCCGCCGGCGACCCCAACGGCUCCCGCUUCACCCUGCAGGAGUCGUCCACCGUGAAGCGCCGGCCCAAGAGCCGCGACAAGGAGCCCGAGGGCUUCACCGCCGACCUGGCCCGGUCCAACGGAGGGCCCGCCACCGCGCCGGCUCACGUCCCCCAGGCUAACAACCCCCAGGCUAACGACGCUCACGCCAACGACGCUCGAGCCAACGACGCUCGAGCUAACGACGCUCUGCCGUACCAGAACGGGACGGGCACCAUCCGGCGGCGCCCGGCCUCGUCGGAGGCCGCGGCCGUCACGGAGCAGCCGACGGCGGCGGCGGCGCCGCCCCAGAACCAGCUGCUGGCCCAGGCCUCCGCCGUGCCCCGCCGAGAGAGCCUGGACAAGGGCGCCGCCGACGGGGCGCUGGCGAGGAAGCCCAAGCCCCCGGUGUCUCCCAAGCCGGCGAUGGCCCAGAUCAAGAGGCAGGCGACGGCUCCCACGCAGAGGAUCCCCCUGCCGGGUCCCGGGACGCCUGGAAGCCCAGGAGAAGGGAGGAAGAUCCCGCCCCCGGUGUCCCCCAAGCCGGCGCCUCCGCCGACCGCCCCCAAACCCUCCAAACUGGUCCACUCCAUGACCACCCCGGGACCCCCCGCCGCCGCCGCCAUCACCUCCGCCCCCGUCCGGCAGCACUCGGCUCCGGGACGCCACGCGCCGGGCUCCUCCCCGCCGUCCCUCAUCUCCUCCCCCUCCCCCCCCGGCGGGCCCCCCGGCUCCUCCAGCCCCACGGCCCAGAGCCCCCACACCCCCCUCACCCCCCUCACCCCGGGGACCCCCACCACCCCGGUCACGCCCGCCACGCCCAGCCCCACCCCGGCCCCCGUCAAACCCCCCCGCUCCUCCAUCGGGGGCGUGUCCGUGGACAGCGGGAUGGGGGGAGGGGGAGCGGUGCAGAACGCGGUGGGCCACGGGGCGUGCCCCCCAGACUUCGGCGUGGACUCCCUGGUGCACCAGAAGCUGGAGGAGACGAGCGCCUCGCUGGCAGCCGCGCUGCAGGCGGUGGAGGAGAAGAUCCUGAGGCAGGAGAACGACUCUGUGGUGGAGCAGAAGAAGACAGUCAGCAUCCUGGAUGACAUCGGCAGCAUGUUCGAUGACUUGGCCGACCAGCUGGACGCCAUGCUGGAGUAACAGCCGCAACACCACGGCAACUGCCGCCGCAUUCGCCGCAUAUCUAUGGCAACCACCGCAUCUCAAUGGCAACCAACGUAACUCCUUGGCAACCAUCGUAUCUCCAUGGCAACGGCGCAUCAGGAGCUUAUAAAAGGGAGACACAAUAAAGCUCUCUCUCUCUUCCGCUAUGUCACUUGCUCUUUCUCUUAUGCUCCUAAUCUCUCUCUCUCUCUCUCUCUCUCUCUCUCUCUCUCUCUCUCUCUCUCUCUCUCUCUCUCUCUCUCUCUCUUUCUCUCUCUCUCUCUCUCUCUCUCUCUCUCUCUCUCUCUCUCUCCCUCUCUCUCUCUCUCUCUCUCUCUCUCUCUCUCUCUCUCUGUCUCUCUGUCUCUCUCUCUCUCUCUCUCUCUCUCUCUCUCUCUCUCUCUCUCUCUCUCUCUCUCUCUCUCUCUCUCUCUCUCUUUGUUGUAAUCCAAGUCAUUCCUGCUCCUGCCCUUCUCUGGAUGGCCAGACUUUUGGCAUCUCUCCUAUUGGAAUGUGGGAAAGCUCUUCUCCCUUCUCCCUUCACACUCCUCUGCACAGCUCCGGCCUUUUUCUACUGCGGCUUUCCAUACGGACGAUGAUGAUGAUGAUUAUGACGUCGAUAGAGAUGAUGCACUGUCGGGGAUGAUGUGAUCCAGAACUUGACGGACUGCCCUGUCCACCUUUGGCGUCAGAGAGAGAGAGCUCUGGUCGAGGAGAGACGGACACACUGACAAAGAGAUGCAUAUGGAUUUAAUGGAAAGGGCGAGAGAGAGUGAGAGAGAGAGAGAGAGAGAGAGAGAGAACAAGAGAGAGAGAGAGAGAGAACACAUGUGAAAGCGAAUGUGUCUCAGCAAAGAGGACCAGGAGACUGCGAAACAGCAAAAAAGUGGUAUGAAAUUCAUGAGUUCGCUGAUAAAAAUCAGAGAUUGUUCUGAAACCCCUCGUCCACCCGUAAUACUGCUAGUACUACUGCAACGACGGAGACGAAAACAAGAGACAACUAAAGACUGAAAAAGAUAUUAAAAAUUAAAAAACAAUGGUGUAUUAAAUCAUAGUAUGGUAUGUGUAAAUUGUAAGCAUGGAGAGUUUAUAUCUACUGAAAAAGUCCUGCAUUAGCACAGUAAUAUAUAAAUAUAUAUAAUAUACAGAACAAUAAUGGGAACCUCUAGCUCUUUGGUUUGAUGUGUUGAUUCUGUGUGGAAUGGUGCCCUCUGGUGUUGUGAUGAUGUAAUGACUUGGUGGAAACUUUUUUUUAACCGUGACCAAAAUAAGACCAUUUCGCUCCUAAAGGCUUAUAAUGUAUGUGUGCGUGUGAAUAUAUGAGUCAAUACGCAUGUGUGAUAUAAGGUUUGCCUGUUUCUUUGUGUAUGUGUUUGUUUGUAUGUGAUUAGUCUGGAUGUGUGUGUGUGUGUGUGUGUGUGUGUGUGUGUGUGUGUGUGUGUGUGUGUGUGUGUGUGUGUGUGUGUGUGUGUGUGUGUGUGUGUGUGUGUGUGUGUGUGUGUGUGUGUGUUCGUGUGUGUGUUCGUGUGUGUGUGUGUGUGUGUGUGUAUGUGUGUGUGUAUGUGUGUGUGUGUGUGAGCGUGCACGACUCAUGCUAAUCCAUUCUCUAGAAAACACCGGCAGCAACAUUCAAAGCAUUGUCAUCGUUCAGCGAAUCAAUCUUUACAUUUGCACACACAUACACACCCACUGACAAAGGCACACACAUGCACACACCUAGAAGAAGCACAAAGACCUUGGUUGUUAGUGACCUGGCACUACACACACGCGCACACCCACACACAGAGGAGCCUGCACAAUGUGGUUGAGUGGCAAAGCUACCAGGAGGGGAGAAUUUCAACAAGGUGACAAGUACAAAGCCGGGGGAAACAUCGAGCAUUCUAUUUCAAACACAACCCUUAGGGAAUCAAGGAUCGAAGGUCGUAGUCUCGUGUUGAGGGAUGAUGACUGCGAGACCAUCGAUUCUAGGUUCGAAAUCCCAUAUACCCAGCCAUGUAGGCAUCCUUGACCAAGAAACCCUAACCCAUAGUUGCUCCUUCAUAUGUGUAAAAACCUCCCCGUAAGUCGCGUUUGAUAAAGUGUCAGCAAAUCGAAUAGAUGGUAAAUAUUUAGAUGUUUCAGGUGGUGACAAGCAUGUGAAGGUUUGAUGGAGGGCUAAGACGUAGAUUAAGUGUUUUGAUUUCAUCGGUUGAGAUGGAAGGCUCAAAGGAAGUCCUUAAAAUGUCCUGAUGAGAAGCAAGUUGAUAGCUAUGCCAGUAGAGACUUCAGGAAGGAGAUGUAGGGAUGCUAUUGGAUCCAGCUAACUUACACUUGAUUCUGACGUAACUCCCUCUCCCUCAUGACUCAUGUCUCUCUCACUCUUUAAAUCUCCCUCUCUCUGUCUCUGCCCUCUCCACUCCUCUACCUUUCAACGACACACUCUCCCUAAUCACCUCCCCACAGAUACACCACGCGUUGCCAAGACAAUCGCUGUCGACACCACCGCCCCAUGAUCAACAUUACCACCAUCAUCAUCACUAAUACCAUUGUGACGGCUUGGUCGCAAUACAGCAUGCAUAGCUGCCUGACUGGUGCAGCUAGGAAAGAGAAGGGUCCCAUAGGCAGUUGAGACAGUUAGAAUUUACUCAGAGCAAAGCUCCUAACAACCAAUCAAAAACGUGCAUGAGUUGCCGUGCAACGUUUCCCGCCUCUUCUCGCCAUAUGAAAAGAAAAAAAAAAUGUAUGUGUUUUAAUUUUGUUUGUUUUUUUACAGUUCUGUCGAUAUUCAAAAUGAAUCCAGAGAAUAAUUGUGGUAUUUAAAUGAUUAUUAUAAAGAGAUUAUAUAUAUAAAUGGAUAUUUACGACGACAAAAAGAAGUGAAGUAUUUAAUGAUGUAUGUGUUAAACCUGAAGGCGUCUUUUCUUUUGUGUAGAAGCAGUCUGGCUUCUUUAUGCUUUGAUAGUGGUGUGAGGUGAUGACGUUAUUGUGAGACGCCAUUUUGGAAUAAAUGUCCAUUUCCAGGGAAAGCUUCUUUUUUUAACCCUUUCUUUUUUUAUUUUACAUGUGUCUAGGUGUGGCACUGGUAUAAAAUACAAUUAUAUCUUUAUCUUUGAUCGUUAUAAAUUUGUUUGUGCAAUAUUAUUUUUCUUUCAAACAUGUGCCUUGCCUUGUUGUCUUUUUUGUGUUAUGACCACAGAGGGGUACGUCUGCUGAUGGGGUUUGCAAAAAUGUAUUUAGGUUGUCAAUCUUAUGUUGAGGUUUUGUUUCCGUCAAGCUGGUCUGUUGCGUUCAGUGUUCAGCUAUGCUAGUGAACGUCCCCGAAUAAACGUGGAUUUCAAAAUCAUCCAAUAUCAAUUGAUCUAAUCCAACACAACUCCACCUCACCUCACCCACACACACACACACACACACACACACACACACACACACACACACACACACACACACACACACACACACACACACACACACACACACACACACACACAAGGUCCUAUAACAACUCUGAAAGUUACUAAUUCUCUUUCUGGUUUAUAUCAUCUUGUGGGUCAUAAAUUGGAAACAAUCAGAAUUAAACAAUUUGUGUUUUGUGGCUUUUAACCAGGUCCUUGACACUAAAUAAUCGAAAAAUCUCAAUCACCACCGCCAAUCAUCCAUGUGGUGAAAAUGGAGACUGUUCCUUACAUAACUCCCCGUUCUAUGAAAGUUGCUGUUCACUCCGAUAUGGGAAUUGUAGUUCAGCCAGGUUAAAGGUCAGGCUAUCUCUCUCACAUAUCCUACACAAAAUGUAUCAUCUCUCAUCAUUGUGUGUGUGUGAAUGUGCUCUUUAUAUAUGGUAAAAAAAAUAUCUAUAAUUUUCUUUUGUUUAAAUAUCUCUUCACACACCAUGUGGCUCUUCUAAUAAUUUUUUCAAAGUAUGUUUAUGGAAAUGGGUUAGAGUCCAAGCAGGAAAAAAAAGGGAUUAUAGAUUUUAAAAAAAACGUACCCAAUACAAAUGGUCAAUGCGUUGUCGAACAAAGCUCAGUCUUUAUUUCCACCCCCAGCGGUUUAUAGUUUGCUUGUCCGCAUUCCAAACUGAUACCCGAUUGGUAUCUUCUAUGCUCUGCAGUGACAGUGUGAGAAAGUGUUUGCAUGUGUGUGGGUCUGUAUGUGUGUAUAAGAGAAUGAGAUGCUACUUUGUAUGAUGUCUGAAUGUGUGUCUGUGAGUGAGUGUGUGUAUAAUCUAUUAUGGACAGUCGUGUGCUUGCAGUGACUGCAUUUCAUGGACAUCUGCUCUGAAUAAAUAAAUGUUCUCUACAAAAACA